UUUCCGGGUAUCGUUUUCGACGACUGUACUGUAGUACUGGACGUAUUGUAAAAUGUCUGUACAAUACUUUAUGUAAAAAUUCACAGCUCAAAUUUAGUAUUUACACCUCGGGCUAGCAGACGAAGCUCACGCCCAUAAGAACACACACAUUGGGAGUCGAUUGGCAUGGCCCAUCGGCAGCAGCUUCCCGUCAUCUCGGAGUCCACGGCUUUUCGGCUGUUCAACAGUGUAUUGGGCGACAGGAGGACGACGACAGCCCCCGAUAUGUCUGCCACCGAUGCCGGCUCCAGCAGCCAGAGAGCUAAUGAUUAUGCUGCAGAUGGUGUCGUGCCCAGAGGUGCACCGCACCUGCCUGUGUCAGGGGCGCGCUCGCAAUCGCGUUCGUCCUCGCGGGAGAGCGUGGACUCAGCCAACGAGUACGGAAAUUCAUGCCGCAUCUGCCGCUGGAACCGAAGUGACAUGGAGAUCAUUAACUGUCCGUGCAAGUGUAAGGGCAGUGUGGGCUACAUACACCUGAAGUGCCUGCGGCGGUGGAUCGUCCACCGCCAUGAUAAUCGAUGCGAGAUCUGCAACGCUGUCUUCGACCUAUCCGAGGAACGGGUGAGCAUCAAAAGGAUGAUGCGCACUUUCUGGUGUGGCCGCUGUUGCGGCCUCAUCGUGAAGCACGUGUUGUUCAGUGUCUCGCUUAUGCCGUUGGGACACAUCAUCUUGCAGCAGGUGCUACAGUGCAUGGAGACCUUAAACCAGGGCAGCGCCGACCAGCUCACCGUCCAGGAGGUAUUCAUCGCCUCCUGUGCUCUGCUCACCUCCAGCGCCCUCUUUUUCCACUUCUUUGAGUUCGUGACGACGCGUUGCCUGCUCAUCCGCAACAUUCUGCGCCACUGGUGGAUGUUUGGUAGCACCAGCGACUAUUCUCUGGUCGAGAUCGAGGACGAUGCCGUGGAACUGUUCUAAGAAUAGCUUUUGACAAUAGAAACGCAAAUUCGAAAUUUAAUACUGAUAAUUAAAAUCUCGUCACAGAA
Molecule: messenger RNA, 1022 nt
Organism: Drosophila obscura
Lineage: Eukaryota; Metazoa; Arthropoda; Insecta; Diptera; Drosophilidae
Exons: 3
Coding region: 166-954 (262 amino acids)
Biological process (GO): protein ubiquitination
Molecular function (GO): ubiquitin-protein transferase activity; zinc ion binding
Source: RefSeq, a predicted model, not a curated record